Molecule: messenger RNA, 2632 nt
Organism: Girardinichthys multiradiatus
Lineage: Eukaryota; Metazoa; Chordata; Actinopteri; Cyprinodontiformes; Goodeidae
Gene: gspt1
Product: G1 to S phase transition 1
Exons: 14
Coding region: 212-1972 (586 amino acids)
Biological process (GO): translation
Cellular component (GO): translation release factor complex
Molecular function (GO): GTP binding; translation release factor activity; GTPase activity
Source: RefSeq, a predicted model, not a curated record
UGACUGUGGGGAGCGCAGAGUGCACCGCUACUCGUCAACUCGGAGAUCCAUAUGCUGAUCAGAGCCAGGUUCUGAAGAGCUAUGGGAACUUCACCGAGCGCGUUGCUCGGAGUCUGAAACGAACCAGCAACUCACCGCGUCAGAACGGAACUCCAUAAACAACCCUCCUCUAGCGGUGGUGUAAAAGUUGUCAACUCUGGAAGAGGAAGCCAUGGACCCGAGAGACACAGCCCCGGAUUCAUGGGAGCAGGAGGAGGAUGCCGAGGCCCUAGCUCCCGCAGCGGAGCUCCCAGCCGCCUUCGCUGCCCUCAAUGUGAACGCCAAGCCGUUUGUCCCCAACGUGAACGCUCCAGUGUUUGUACCGAGCUUCCUCCAGUCCAGCAACGCUGAGAUGCCGGGUUCAGACGGUUCCCCCGAGCCAGCUGCCAACAUGGAGGUCUCAGACUCAGCCGCUCCAGUGGAGAAUGGAAACACGGAGGCUGACAUGACAGCAGAGGAGGACACAUGGGAGCAGAAGGAGGAGCCCGGGGGAGGCGAGGGAGGCGGGGGACAGGAAAACCUUGGAACGGAGGAGGGAUGCGAAGAGGGUGGGGCAGCGGGGAAAGAAGAUGAGGAGAUGAUGGAGGAGGAAGAGGAGGAGAUACCCAUCCCUAAGGUGGCCCCGCCGCCGCCUGAUGCACCCAAGAAAGAACACGUGAACGUGGUCUUCAUUGGUCACGUCGAUGCUGGUAAAUCAACCAUUGGAGGACAGAUCAUGUACCUAACUGGAAUGGUGGACAAGCGAACCCUGGAAAAAUAUGAACGAGAAGCGAAAGAAAAGAACAGGGAGACCUGGUAUUUGUCGUGGGCUCUGGACACAAAUCAGGAGGAGCGAGACAAGGGAAAGACGGUGGAGGUCGGAAGAGCUUACUUUGAGACGGAGAAGAAGCAUUUCACCAUCCUGGAUGCUCCUGGACACAAGAGCUUUGUCCCCAACAUGAUCGGUGGCGCGUCGCAGGCUGAUCUAGCUGUUCUGGUCAUUUCUGCAAGGAAAGGUGAGUUUGAGACGGGCUUCGAGAAGGGUGGACAGACGCGGGAGCACGCCAUGCUAGCUAAAACAGCUGGAGUUAAACAUCUAAUUGUUCUGGUCAACAAGAUGGAUGACCCCACUGUGAACUGGAGCCUAGAAAGAUAUGAAGAGUGUAAAGAAAAGCUGGUGCCAUUUCUAAAGAAGGUGGGCUUCAACCCUAAGAAGGACAUCCACUUCAUGCCUUGCUCUGGACUCACAGGUGCCAACCUCAAAGACCCAGUGUCUGAGUGCCCCUGGUACACGGGUUUGCCAUUUAUUUCCCACCUGGACAGUUUGCCAUACUUCAACAGACCCAGCGAUGGACCUGUCAGACUACCAAUUGUGGACAAGUACAAGGAUAUGGGCACGGUCAUCCUUGGGAAGCUGGAGUCCGGCUCCAUCAGUAAAGCUCUGCAGCUGACCAUGAUGCCCAACAGGCACACAGUGGAGGUACUGAGCCUGCUGAGUGACGACGUGGAGACGGACGAUGCCGGGCCCGGGGAGAACCUGAAGCUGCGGCUGAAAGGAAUAGAGGAAGAGGAGAUUCUCCCUGGGUUCAUCCUCUGCAGCCCUGACAACCUGUGCCACUCUGGUCGCACCUUCGAUGCACAGAUUGUCAUCAUUGAGCACAAGUCGAUCAUUUGUCCUGGUUACAACGCGGUCCUUCACAUCCACACCUGCAUCGAAGAAGUUCAGAUCACAGCAUUAAUCUGCCUGGUUGACAAGAAGACGGGAGAGAAAAGCAAGACGCGACCCCGCUUUGUGAAGCAGGACCAGGUCUGCAUCGCCAGGCUCCGGGCAGCAGGGAUCAUCUGCUUAGAGACCUUCAAAGACUUCCCUCAGAUGGGACGAUUCACUCUGAGAGACGAAGGUAAAACUAUCGCCAUAGGCAAAGUGCUGAAGCUGGUUCCAGAAAAGGACUAAAUGAACCAGCGCCGGCAUGCAUGGAGUUCUUUCACCUGUUACCCGGCGGAGAAACUCUGCCAGAGCCGACCCAAACAGCUACUCUCUCUCUUUCUAAACACACCUUUGCUGAAGAUAAGAACGAGGAGGAGGAGAAAAAUCAUGUCACGUGAAGAAAAAGAAAAAAGACUGAAUCAGUUCUUUUAUGAUGAACACUAUAGAAUGAGGAGCCCAAGUCCAGUGUGUCAGCUUUCUCGUGUUGAGAGCUCAGCUAUGCCACUAAUGUAGCUACAUGCCCCCACCCCUUGAUUACUCCCAGGGUCACCUGUGCUGUCGGCUGGACUCCUCGUUGGUUAUAGGAUGGAGGUGGAUGCAGAGGUUGGAGAAGUCCAUAAUGAUCUCUUAUUUCCUGCAAAAACAUCAGAGUUAGCUUGUUAUUACACUCAGAGUGCAUCUCCCUCUUAGGAAUGGGUUUAGGAACCCUGCAGACACUUUGAUUUGAUUUUAGGGAAUGGUGCACCAGAACUUUAGUUUGGUUCUCUCUCUCCAUGUGAGAUGGGUUAUCUGGACUGAGCUCACACACAGUACUACUCUGAUGAUCCCAGGAGGAAAACAUGCUCACAUAAACAGGCGCACAGAGCUGUUACUUUAAUCCAAACUGAAAAUAAAUGAUCAACCUGA